Molecule: messenger RNA, 1364 nt
Organism: Sorghum bicolor (sorghum)
Lineage: Eukaryota; Viridiplantae; Streptophyta; Magnoliopsida; Poales; Poaceae
Product: ethylene-responsive transcription factor ERF113
Exons: 2
Coding region: 540-1055 (171 amino acids)
Biological process (GO): ethylene-activated signaling pathway; regulation of DNA-templated transcription
Molecular function (GO): DNA binding; DNA-binding transcription factor activity
Source: RefSeq, a predicted model, not a curated record
GACGGAGGCUUCUUGAAGUGCCCCCACGUACGCACUCGAUCGACUAGCUUACCUCCCCCAUCCAUCCAUCAUCAUCAUCAGUCGAGUGAUGGAGUGAGUCCCAUCCUUAUCGCCUCUCUGGCUGCUCUGCGCGACGUCAACCUCCUUCUCCGUCCUUGGACGCUAAGCUAAAGAGAGUUUCUAGCCCCCCAACCCCACCGCGCGCGCGCGACUAACAGCCGGACACGUACGUGAAAAACCAACGUACGAUCGAGGAGUACUCCUAUGGGCGUUGCCUCGCGCGCGCCGCCGCCGCACACGCAAGCGUGGAUCGACCCAGAGAGAUCAGCGCCGCCGCCGCCGCCGCUCACCAGCAGGGCGCCCGCCGCGACGAGGCACAGGCGGCGGCGGGAGGCAGCGGUGGUGUGUGGUGGCGGCCCCCGUUGCGCGCCGAGGACGAGCACGCCGUCAUCGUCGCGGCGCUCGCGCACGUCGUCGGCGAAGGGAGGCAGGCGCAGCAGCAGCAGCCGCCGCCCGUGCUCGGCCACGGCCAGCAAGUGAUGCACCGGACUGCGCCGGCGGUGGAGCCGCCGCAGCAGCAGCGCCUGCGGUACCGCGGCGUGCGGCAGCGGCCGUGGGGCAAGUGGGCGGCGGAGAUCCGGGACCCGGUGAAGGCGGCGCGCGUGUGGCUCGGCACCUUCGACACCGCCGAGGACGCCGCGCGCGCCUACGACGCCGCCGCGCUCCGCUUCAAGGGCGCCAAGGCCAAGCUCAACUUCCCCUUCCAGCAGCCGGCCACCACGGCCACGGCUUCGACGUCGGCGACGCUGGCACCGACUCCGCGGCAGGGGACGCGCCACGCCGCAGCUGCGCCUGCUGGUGCCCAUCAGCAGGAGUUCCCGGACCUCAGCCGGUACGCGCACAUCCUCCAGAGCGGCGGCGACCUCGACCUGCAGGCCUUCUCCGGCGCUGGCGGGCUGACGCCAGGGCGGUCCUCGACUACCACGGCAUCGGCGUCGUCAUCGUCGCCGCCGGCGCCGUCGGUGGAUUGGUUUCCAUGGCGAGGUCCUGCCUAACUAGAUGCAUACAGCAGUACUGAUGAACUGAUGAUCAGCAGCAAACAUGAGACAUGUAGUUAAGUUAGCGUCUCUUUAGUCCUUCAAUUCGAAUCCAUGAAAUCCUGUAGCUAUAACAAUUAGUUAUUACUCCCCUCCAUUCUAAAUUAUAGAUGUUUGGUUUUUUUUCUAAAAAGGUGAAAAUGUUUUUAUAAUUUGAAAUAGAGAGAGUAUGUUCAAAGGUUGACAGAUUUAGGGGUCUAAAAUAUUAGGUGAUGUACAUUCCAUCCGAAAAAAUACUUCUUCCAUUUAAAUUCGUAAUUCAUUCUA